Molecule: messenger RNA, 1047 nt
Organism: Aricia agestis (brown argus)
Lineage: Eukaryota; Metazoa; Arthropoda; Insecta; Lepidoptera; Lycaenidae
Product: protein ANTAGONIST OF LIKE HETEROCHROMATIN PROTEIN 1-like
Exons: 4
Coding region: 1-1047 (348 amino acids)
Source: RefSeq, a predicted model, not a curated record
AUGAGGGAUGCGAUACCUGCGAGGGUGAAGUUGGAAAUAACCCUAGUAUACCUUUCUUCUGGGAUAUCGUAUAGACUGUUGUCGGUAUUUUUCAGAGUUUCAAAAGCAUCCAUCAUUAAAAUAAUACCAGAAGUGUGUGCUGCUAUCAAUGAAAGUCUAAAAGAUUAUAUCAAAAUACCGAAUGUGAAAGAAUGGCAAGAUAUCCAAAUAGGAUUCGCUUCGAGGUGGAAUUUCCCUAAUUGUUGUGGCUCUAUCGAUGGGAAGCAUAUAACAAUUCAAGCACCACCAAAUUGUGGCAGUGAAUAUUAUAACUACAAAGGAACAAAUAGUAUAGUGCUCAUGGCUGUUGUGGAUCACGAUUAUACUUUCAGAUAUGUAGAUAUAGGCUCAUAUGGUCGUAACGCAGAUGGUGGGGUAUUCCAAAACUGCUCUUUGUAUCCUUAUCUAGAAAACAAUUUAUUGUUGCCUGAAAAUGUAUUGUGCUUAAUGACUCUGGGCAAACCAGGCGGUCGGGUGAUAUCCGGAAAUUCGGAGAGUACAGACACAAAGUUGGAACUACCGGCAACGAUGGCUUUGACGCUGGGCUGCUCGACGGAUGCGCAGGAUGCAGGGCAAGAUAAGCCGCCCUACAAAAAUACAUUGACCACCGCCGAAAAGAUUUUUAAUUAUAGGUUGAGCAGAGCAAGAAGGAUUGUGGAGAAUGGGUUCGGCAUUCUAGCAUCUCGUUUUCGUGUUUUGGGAAAGCCAAUUCAAGUUACAGAGGAAACUACGAUAAAGAUCGUCUUAUGUGCUUGUACAUUACACAACUGGUUACGUACUACUGCAUCAAAUACUUAUACACCACCAGGAACUACAGAUUAUGAAGACAUCAUAAACUUUCAAAUCAUUCAGGGCCAGUGGAGGUCCGAAAUUAAUGAAUUACCGAGUAUUCGUCGCUCGAGAAUUAAUAAUAGAUCGAAAUUAAUAGCAGAGAAAAUGCGUGAUAAAUAUAAAAAUUAUUUCAAUGACGACGGAGCAGUUGCAUGGCAAAAUUAUAUGAUUAGGUAA